AACGGAAGCUUUGCUUUCUUUAAUUGCGACCACCGGAGGAAGUCCUUGGAUCUUAAGUCUCAAUCCCGAGACUUAGCCAACUUUCCGCAAAACUCUUAAGAUGGCUGAGUUCUGUCGGGUAGCGCAAGUCGCCGUUCGAUCAACGUCAUUCCUCCGAAGUUCAACGUCGAGAUGGCAACCAUGCUCCUUCUCGACCAUAUCUACUCCCUUAAUACCGAGGAUAAGGCAUAUUUCAACCUCACCGAUUCUCCGGUCAGACGAUACUGGCAACAACCCUCCUAAAGACCCUACUCUUUCUCCUAGAUCGCCUUUAGCCCGGGCGCGGUACCCGAACUAUACUUCUUCUAUUUGGGGCGAUCCUUUUCGAGAAGAAAAUAAAGGCGAUGAUGAAAUCAAAAAGCCAAAUAUCUCGGCGUACGAGGAUCCCUUCACUCCCGAGAUCGAUUUCGAAACUGGCGAACUUAACAAGAACAAAUUCCUUGAGGAACGACCAGUCCCUACCCGUCCCCCAUUGCGCCUUGUCCCGCGAACUGGCCGUACAGUCCAUGUGACAAAAAAUUCCGAUGUAGCACGGUCAUUUGCGCUUCUGUCCAUGCAAGUAUCGUCAAAUAGGGUCCGUCACGACUUGAACUCUCAGAGGUUCCACGAGCGACCCGGUCUGAAGCGAAAGAGGCUCAAGAGUGAGAGAUGGCAGAAGAGAUUUCAAAAGGGAUUCAAGGCAUGUGUGAAGAGAGUCAGAGAGUUAACAAAGCAGGGCUGGUAAAAUCCAGAUCUUUCGUGUAUAAUUGACCAGGUUGGCCUGAAUCGCAUCGUUCAUGUCGCCAAUUGUAUAGACCUAGAUACGUUGUACAUUAUGCAACUAUGCUCUCGAAGCUCCGAACCGAUGGCUGCAUUGAAUGAAGACGCAGCAGUAGCGAAGCUGCGAUAGUGAAAAUGGGCAGGGCUAUACUUGUUUUAUACGACAAGAAAAGUGCAUCCCUAGCCUUCGACGUAUUUAUCGCAACCCUAGAGGCAUUAACUACCUACCUAUAUUUAAUAUCGGCGUCUUACCCAAGCAAGAAGCGCUCCUAUCGGCGUUCAGGCGACGCGCUUGGACUAUAAGAUAUCGAUAUUUACCUAAUACCUAACACGGUUACAAGCUAAUGGUGAAUUCAUAAAUAUCUCAUCAGCCCAAUAAACACUAAUUAAUAAGUCAAACGGUUGAGGAAAAUGUUAACGGCGUGCGUACCUAGCGUGACGACAAAUCAAGAGAGACGUAUCAAGACCAAUGAUACUAAUCUAUGAGGUGCACUAGAAACUAGAAUUGUUCGAUGUAAUAUGUCUCUAGCUGGCUCCAGACGGGCCGCAAAAAUGUUGAUAGGAUUUACUACCUACCUUAGGUACCUACCUGGGUAGGUAUGUAAGACAGUCAAGCUGAGCAGGGAGGAAUGUAUACCAG
Molecule: messenger RNA, 1438 nt
Organism: Daldinia vernicosa
Lineage: Eukaryota; Fungi; Ascomycota; Sordariomycetes; Xylariales; Hypoxylaceae
Exons: 2
Coding region: 101-763 (220 amino acids)
Biological process (GO): mitochondrial translational initiation; translation
Cellular component (GO): mitochondrial small ribosomal subunit; ribosome
Molecular function (GO): structural constituent of ribosome
Source: RefSeq, a predicted model, not a curated record